AAUCAGAGAAGACAACCAAAUUCAAAGAUUCAGUUUUGCAAUUGUACUUGCUUAAGAAAACCAGAAAGCGCCAGGAGGGUCCCAGAAAACCAGAAAGCUUUAUACUCUAGAAGAACUUGCAUUCGUCUGAUUCUUUGCAUUUGGCCAUCAAAAUGAGGUGGUUCUCCUUCUCCGCCGCGGUCGCCGCCGCCGCUAUCUUACUUCUCUUCCUCAUCUGCCCCUCUUUCGUCGCCCGGGAUCAUCAGAAUCCUCCUCCACUCCCAGCUCAUUGCCUCAUUGGGCCUGUAGGAAUUAGCAUUGAAAGGCCGGUGUUACAGGUCACCCCUAGCCCCCUUUCUGGUCAUUCAGCUACUUAUGAUGGUGGUGUUCAAAACACUUUAAGAUGUGCGCGUGUUCCCGUCUAUGGCAUCUCAAGAUUGAAUCUUCUGAGCUAUGCUAGUUCGUUCCAUAUUUCUGUGGCUCACUCGGCUGCAAUCUCAGAGAAGUUACAUAGCCAAACUCAUGUUUGUCUACAUAGGGACAUUUCACUUGGAUUGUGUGAGUGCCAAAAGGAUGAAUGGGAGAGUGUGCAGAAGGGGAUCUGGAGUGCUGUUAUGUCACCCUACGAAACCAGAUAUGUUGAUGUCAGGAUCGAUGGUCAAAUACCAGAUUCUGUUACAAUUGCUCUUGAAGAAGAUCUUCAGGAUUGGUCUCUUACUAGUCUUCUACUUGGAUUGGCAUUGCUGUUCGCUCCAAUUAUUACCAGUCGGGUUCCAUUUUGCCACAGCAGUUCAUUGGUUACAGUGAUCUUUCCUGUCAUUGUAAUUCAACUAUUUGAGGUUGCUAUUUUUGUAAUCCUGAGCAUCAUCUUGGCUGGAGCUGCUUUAGUUUACUCAGUUGUUAGUAGGUUUGUUUUUUCAGAACAAGAUGGUACUAAGGCUGCUGGGGUUGCUCGGUUUGUGAUACUGAAGUGGGAAAUGCGCAUCAUAGGAUCCACCUUUAUUUUUCAGAGCACUAUUGAUCCUCCUUUAGCAAAAGGAACCUUGGCCUCUUUUGCAGUUGUUUAUAUUGUUGUUAAGUGUCUUAGUGUAUGGCCAUUCAUUUCAAGCAGGAAUGAAGGUUCAGUAAAUGGUAGAACAGCUGAUACUGAUGAAUUCACGAGAGGGUAUUUCUCAACCUAUCACAACCUGGGAAACCGAGAGAUGUUCACAGAGAAUCAGUGGGUUGAGUCGACUCAAAGAUACACUGAGCAAGCCUUAGCAGACUUGAUGGCAUCUCCGGCUUUCAUUGCCUGGUUGACUGAGAGUACAGGCCGGAUACGAGUUGAUCCACAUGAACCAGCCAAGAAUGUUAGCAGGCUAGGAGCAUUAAGGAACUUACUUCCAUGGCCAUGGCCUUUUCAAGAAGAUUCAGAAAUCUAAGUAUGAGAAAAAUGAAUACUCUGAUUGGAGAAGUUAAAAGAUUGUGAGAGUUGGUCUGGAUCAUUAACUGCUGAUGUGCCUGAUGGAUGGUAAAAUUUGAAUGGGAUGCUUGUCGUUUAUCUGGCAUGGCCGUACACUUGAUGCUCCAUCGCUUCCUUGAAUAUGGGUUUACAGAUUGAGGUGGUUCUUGGUCUUUUGUGAUUAGUGUAUAGGUUCUUGUUCUGAUUUGCAGUUGCAUAGGUCAUCAUUUUGGGCUGAAUAAUGUUGUGUUCAUUAUGAGUUGCUCAAUUUUGUUUUAUCGUUGGUUAUGUUGGUCUGGUUUUGGUUGAGAUUCUUCUGUACAAAGUGAUCAGACCACCCACACAGCAGCCUAUGUUUUCCACUGCCACAUUGUUCAAGACUUGGUCACCUUCUAUUGUCCAACACAUGCAUUGUUAUAGUUUUCUGCUUAUGCAUCUGCACCACAUAACGCUGAUGAGAUGAUGGAACUGUCUGGGAAAAGGUUGGGUUUUGAAGGAAGGGGAAUAGCAGUGAGAAUGUGUUUCUGGGGUUAGGGGAUGUAUACAUUAUUGCUGUUGUCUUGACAGUUUCUCUGCCUCAUGUAGCCGCACCUUGGAAUUGGAGAGCUAAAGAAAUGAUAGAAUGAUAAAGUGGAGGUGGAAGGAUACCACAUAUGUCAAUAUAUGUAGUGUAUCUUGUAAUUGUGUAAGCUGUCUUUGUGAUACAUGGAUAAGAUUAUAUAUUUUCUCUAUUUAUUAAUUGAAUAAAUAAUCUUUUUUGUG
This is a messenger RNA of Arachis stenosperma, 2182 nucleotides long. RefSeq lists its product as uncharacterized. The record is from RefSeq and is a predicted model, not a curated record. Lineage: Eukaryota; Viridiplantae; Streptophyta; Magnoliopsida; Fabales; Fabaceae. The coding region runs from base 153 to 1400 and encodes 415 amino acids. The transcript is spliced from 10 exons.